This is a messenger RNA of Staurois parvus, 347 nucleotides long. The record is from the annotation of a GenBank genome assembly. NCBI's taxonomy places the organism in Eukaryota, Metazoa, Chordata, Amphibia, Anura, Ranidae.
UCAUGCUGCUGCCAGGUCCAGAGGUGUCUCAUGGGUCCCUGUACGGCCUCCCAUUGCUGCUGUCGGCUCCAUCGCCACACUCUGCCAUGUGCCACUUUCAGGUCUCCUCACACUGCUGGUGGGUUCCCAUUUUGUCAUUAGGGUGCUGGCAGAUUAGGGGCCUCCCAUUGCUGUUGCCAGGCCCGUAAUCUGUCAUGGGCCCCUGUACCGCCUCCUCAUGCUGCUGCCAGGUCCAGAGUGUCUCAUGGGUCCCUGUACGGCCUCCCAUUGCUGCUGUCUCCAUCGCCACACUCUGCCAUGUGCCACUUUCAGGUCUCCUCACCUGCUGGUGGGUUUCCAUUUUGUCA